Brassica rapa (field mustard) is the source of this 4247-nucleotide messenger RNA. RefSeq names its product probable tetraacyldisaccharide 4'-kinase, mitochondrial. Gene Ontology annotation, molecular function: ATP binding; lipid-A 4'-kinase activity. The record is from RefSeq and is a predicted model, not a curated record. Gene Ontology annotation, biological process: lipid A biosynthetic process. NCBI's taxonomy places the organism in Eukaryota, Viridiplantae, Streptophyta, Magnoliopsida, Brassicales, Brassicaceae.
UUGUCACAUCGCAUAUCGCGACAAGUCAGAUUUUUUGUUGCAGCUACAUGUCCUAAUACCAACUACCAUAUAAGAUAGUGAAUCUUCUGAGGAAUAUGUAUUUACCAAAUGAAGGCUUAAAUAUUUGUAAACAAAAAUAAUAUGAUUAUUAGAAUGCAUAAAGAACAUCAAAUUUAUGUAUUUUGACAUAUUUUGUCUAUUAUUAAAAACAUAAUUUUAAUGAUUUAUCAUAUUCUUCAUGAUUUUAGAAUAUUAUAUUAUGUUGAAUCAAUAGUUUUCACAAAUAAAUUUACUGAAUUAGUUGAUGGUUUUUAUUUUUUCUAUAAUUUUAUGAUUAAUACUCUAGAUAGUCAAAUUAAAUAUCACAUGAACGUUAGUUCUGAAAUCUCUGGUAAGCCACGCACUUCACCUCUAAUCUUUCAGAAUAAGUCAGCAGGCACAUCAGGAUAAUUCAACAAUGGAGUGUCCUUUGAGUAUUGAAACUCAACCCUGUCAGAAAUCCUAAGAUUUGGCUUCUUGGGAGGAGGAAGUAUUGAUCCCUCUGCGAGCACACAUUUUGCGGCAUAAAUUAUCCUCUCCAUGAUGAGAUCGUUUGCUGCAUUGGCAGUGUCUUCCUCAUUAUGAGAAGGAGUAGUUGAAGGCUGAGCAGGUUCUUCGGUGGUUUUCUCUACAUCCUACUUGGAAGACUUGUAUGCGUUCUCCGGCAGACUUGUCGACAUUCUCCUUGGCAGAUUUCGCAUCUUUUCUUUGCUGACUUAUCUGUUUUACCUUUUUUGCAUACUUGGCUUUCUUGUUCUUUGUUGACUUGGAGGACUCGGCAGUGGGGAAAUGGAUUGUUGGGGAUUAUGACGCCAUUCCAUCAAGGAUAUGCAUUUGGUUCAUAACGUUGAGAUCCAUCUCUUCUCCAAGUUGAUCAGCGUAAAAGAAUGUUCUUUAUGACUUUACCCAGUCAGCUGAACGAGUUUACACAGUUCUGUAAAGAAAUGAGUACAAGGCGAAUUAAUAGAGGAUUGACAGAAAAUGGAAAAUCAUUAGAAGAGAUGUCACAGAAAAUACGAAGAUACAACUUCAACUAUCUACCAGUUUUAGGAUUCCACAACACUGGAUAAUCGAUUGGUGGUUCCUCAAAAGCUACUCGGUUCAUAUUGAUGUAGAAAUAGUGACGCAACUGGUUGAGAGUCUUUGAGGGAUGACAGGUCAGGAUAUUAAGCUUGUAUUCAUCUUAGUAUAAAUAUACCCAUUUUGAUUCAGUUGGACUUGAACCAUCUCUUCAAAAAAUCUGACAUUCACUGAUAUGUCAAACUUAGCGGCCAAAACCAUCAGUGAUACAAUGAUCCUGAUUGAUCCAGUCAUCAGUUGAGAUAGAGCAAUGCCUUUUCUACUGCAGUAAGCUAUGAUGAGUCGAGGAAUUAGGAACCAUAGCUUGGAUUCCUUUGGAAACCAACACUACACACAAGUUCAUCCUAGAGUAGGAGUUCACGGCCGUUGAUCGGAUCUUGGAAUAACAAAUGUGAAACCAAGAGAGAUGGUAGGUAACUCUAAAAUCUCUGUCACAUUCGUAAAAUUCAACCAUGUCGACUCGAUGUCUAUCCAAUUCUGCCCUCGGAAAAACUGAUGCACAAAUCUCGGCAUCAGUAUAGGCAUGCGGAUAGAUAAAAAGUCCAUUUCAACUACGAAAAAUUGGGUGCUGCUCGAAAUAUCGGAUUCCCUCUCUGUUGCUUUCUAGGUUGGAACCGAUAAUAGGAACCUCUUCCAUGCGAUCAUCUUUUGCCUCUUGACCGUCCCCAUCAUCUCUGAAUGUUUCCUAAUCAUGACAAACUAACUAAAGCUGAUUAAAGUCUAAUCCGUUAGUGUCUCUUAACACGCUUUGAUGAAUCCUAGCCACGUCGUUAACAAGACUGGACAUGUCGCAGACAUACGGAUCCAUACAAUUGGGGAAGAAACUCUCUCCUUUCCUUUUCUCAGACAUCUACAAAUUGAUGACAUCUUUUCCGAAGAACAGUUGAAGAACAUGAGACAAACCGGAGAAAUUAAGCCAACUUGAAGUAAAAAAUCGGAAAAUAUAUAGUAAAGAGUGAUGAAAAAGAGGAGAUUUUAAGAGAAAACUAACCUUGUAUCAUGAAGAGAAGUGAAGAAAUGAAAGUGAGAUCCCUUAUUCAUAAUGUCAAUGCACGACAACCGAAGAAACAUCAUCAUUAGGUCUAAGAGACGAGUUUAUGAUUUCAAUAGUAAGGAUAAUUUAAUCCAAGGUUAAAAUGGUUUAUUGUUAACCAGACUAAAGUCUACUAAAAUUACCGAGAUGAAAGUCCACCAUCAUUUUCAAAAACAGGUGCAUAGUUAUUUACUUUUAGAACAUAUUUUUACAAAUUCAUUGACAUCAACUUCGUAUAUCAUAAUAAAUUGGAGAACUUAUUAUCAGAGAUGGAUUACGUUCUCCGGAGAAACCCAUCAAGUUAACUAAACUCGGAUCAAUUGCUCAAAGAGCGAUCAAAGGUUACACCGACUUAGAAGCGAAAAGAAUGUAUUCGAGUAUAAAAUGUGAGAACUGGAAAUCAGAAGUAGACAAUCACAAACACACGCUUUUAGGCAAAAGAUUAAGAUCUUCAUAUUUUACGUUGUUCUUACCUAGUUGAUCAUCUUUCCAUAGAAAUUCGUCUUUUCUCUUAUAAUCCAUCUUUCAUCAGUCAAUAAACUCUUUUAAAUAGCUCAUCAUCAAAUUCGUUGAUACAUCGUAUAUGUGCUAAAUUCAGAUUAAACAAUGUGUAAUGUUUAUAUUUAAUCCAUGAGGUCACUUGUGCACAAUUUUAUUUAUUUUAUGCCAAUGCCAUUUUAUUUUAUUUUUAAAUAAAUGUAAAUUGUUUUGGUAAACCGGGAGGCUGGAUUCAAAUUGAAAAACGGUUGAACCGACUUCAUAUAGUCCUGGUCAGAGAAGCCGCCUGCGAAACAGAACAGCUUCGGUUUCUAGAUUAUCUCCGAUGGAGAAGCUGCGGAAAGUAGUGAAGGAGAUCGCCUACACGAGAGACCACACAAACUCCCCUGCACUUCACCGCUCACUAGUUCCCUUUCUCACCUUCGCUUCUUCCCUCUACGGAGUCGCCCUCCAUAUCCGCCGCUCUCUUUACCGCUCCUCCUUCUUCCAUCAACACCGAUUGCCGGUUCCGGUGAUCAGCGUAGGGAAUCUGAGCUGGGGAGGUAAUGGGAAGACGCCAAUGGUUGAGUACAUCACGCAGCUGCUCCUCUCUUCUGGCAUCUCUCCGCUUAUUCUCACUCGUGGUUACGCUGGUGGUGAUGAAGCCAAAAUGCUUGAAAGACAUCUCCAAGGUGGACCCACAAAGAUCGGUGUUGGACCAAACAGGGCUGCCACUGCUGCCUCGUGUUUUGAAAAGUACGGCUGUGCAAACCCAUCUAGCAUUAGGACAUUCUUUGAUCGUACCUUACUCCAUGAGACAGCCAAAGUCGAGACCUUUUCUCAAGAAAUUGGGGCUGUCGUUCUAGAUGAUGGGAUGCAGCAUUGGAGUUUGUGUCGUGACCUCGAGAUUGUGAUGCUUAACGGGCUGAAUCCGUGGGGGAAUGGUAACUUAGUUCCCCUUGGACCUUUACGGGAGCCUCUUCCAGCGCUUGACCGGGCUGAUAUAGCUGUAGUACACCACGUGGACUUGAUACCUGAACAAAGCCUCAGAGAUAUUGAGAAGACGAUUCAUGGAUUCAAAAACUCCAUCCCUAUCUUCUACUCCAAGAUGGUGCCCAAAUACUUGUUCGAUGUUAAAAAUGAUAGGUCACAUGUAGCUUUAGAAGCAUUGCACGAUGCAACUGUGCUAUGCGUUUCCGCUAUUGGAUCCGCUGACGCAUUUGUCGAGAACAUUGAGAUGGUUGGAGCACGUUUUGUUGAUAGACUUGAUUUCAGUGAUCAUUAUUUAUUUGAAGCACAGGAUGUUGAAACUAUGAGGAGGAGAGCAAAGGGACUAGAGAACAGAUCUGAUUCCAAGCCUAUUAUUGUGGUGACCGAAAAGGAUUAUAACAGGGACCCGGAGAUUCUCAAAAGUCUGGACUCAUACACAGUCUUGGUUCUGUGUUCUAAGUUGGAAAUAACUCCUUGUAGAGACACUAAUGUGGAUGACUUUAAAUCUACACUUUGUAAAACUCUGGCGGUUAAGUUUCGUGUUUCUAAUUAGAAUUCUGGCGGUUAAGUUUCCGUCGUGUUUUGAAAAUAAGAUAUUCAAGAAAGUGUUUCCAAUGUGUUUCAACUU